Messenger RNA from Papaver somniferum (opium poppy), 1369 nucleotides. Its product is annotated as peroxisomal membrane protein 11D-like. Gene Ontology annotation, cellular component: peroxisomal membrane. The record is from RefSeq and is a predicted model, not a curated record. The transcript is spliced from 8 exons. Bases 374 to 1081 code for a protein of 235 amino acids. NCBI's taxonomy places the organism in Eukaryota, Viridiplantae, Streptophyta, Magnoliopsida, Ranunculales, Papaveraceae. Gene Ontology annotation, biological process: regulation of peroxisome size; peroxisome fission.
GGGUUUUACGGGUUCCGUGGGUCGCUGCUGUGAAAGUCGGACCAAUCGAACGAUAUGGAUCCACGAUCAUUUUAGCAUUUCCGGUAGAAUAAUACAACCAAACGGUCCAAAGUCCAAACCGAGUUUAUUGAGAAUCAGAUGGGAAAGUAUAAAAAAAGUAAAAAAAGUAAAACAGAAAUAUUGUUUCGUGGGAUCCAGAUUCCGUCCCCUCCUCCUCUAGUAAUGGCAUGAGUCAGCCCGUAAGAUUGAGAUUUAAACCAAACUCAAAUUCCCUUAAUCUUGACGACCUAAAAAUUCUCUCAAAUUACUCCUCAUACAGUUACAUAGAAAAUUGGCUGAUUUGUGCUUUGAAUUGGAAAAGUCUGGAGAAAAUAUGAAUACAUUAGAUGCUACCAGAGCAGAGCUUGCACUUGCUAUUUUGUUUUUGAACAAAGCUGAGGCCAGGGACAAGAUAUGUAGGGCAAUACAAUAUGGUUCAAAGUACUUGAGCAAUGGAGAGCCCGGCACAGCUCAAAAUGUUGACAAAACUACCAGCUUGGCACGAAAAGUUUUUCGACUUUUUAAGUUUGUCAACGAUUUGCAUGCUCUUAUUAGUCCAACUCCUCAAGGAACUCCUCUUCCUAUUGUUGCAUUGGGAAAGUCUAAAAACGCUUUGAUGUCAACUUUUCUGUUUCUGGAUCAAUUUGUCUGGCUUCAGAGAACAGGCAUCUAUAAGAACAAAGAAGGGGCAGAACUUAUUGGCAAAAUAUCUCUUUAUUGUUGGAUGGCCGGCUCAACUUGUACCUCCUUGAUUGAGCUUGCGGAACUUGGAAGAUUGUCGGCUUCAAUGAAGAAAAUAGAGAAGAAGCUGAACAACACUGAUAAAUAUCAGAAUGAGGAAUAUCUUCUGAAGCUAAAGAAAGCAAAUGAUAGGACAUUGGCUUUGGUAAAGGCAGUUAUGGAUUUAGGGGUUGCUGCUGGUUUACUUCAACUGGCACCUAAUAAACUCACUCCCCGAGUAGUUGGAGGCCUUGGAUUUCUCAGCUCUCUCAUCUCAUGUUAUCAGUUGCUUCCUUCCCCACCAAAGACGAAGACACCAUGAAUCUGUUGACAAGUUCUCCAUGCCUACCAAACUAGUUGGUCUAUGAUUGGUAGGAAUAUAAAAUAAUAGAUUGCUGUCUGCUUUGUCUAAAAGAAAAUAGAUCCAUUAUUUAGUUUUAAAAUCAAGGGUUUAAAGUUAUGUAAAGAUGAUAUUUUCCGCGCAAUUAAGAUGAUAGUUUGUCUUCUUUUAGAGGGGGGGUGAGUUAUUCAAAGUUUGUCAUGUUACGAUGAGACAUUGCCGUAUAUUGAUACAAUAAGAACUCUAUUUAUUUGGUAUUCCACACCUUAA